Messenger RNA from Racocetra persica, 540 nucleotides. Lineage: Eukaryota; Fungi; Glomeromycota; Glomeromycetes; Diversisporales; Gigasporaceae. The record is from the annotation of a GenBank genome assembly.
AUGUCUUAUACUAUUCGAUGGAAAUAUUUUUUUCCUAUAAACGAACAGCCCCAAAUAAUCACGACUGGUAACAUCGUAUGUUUUUCAGGAAAAUUUGUAGUUGAAAAUUCUGAACAGUGUCUCACCGUAGCAUCUGCAAACAUUCUUGAUGCUGGAUAUUCAAAUCAUGAAUUUAGUAUCGCCAAUAUUCCUUCAUGUAUCCCGCACUGUAUGCUUUCUGCAUUCAUUACUUGUACUCCCCAAAAAGUUAAUAAUUUUAUCUAUUUCGAUAUGGAAUGUUUGGAAUAUAAUGCUAUUACCAGUACAUCAAAUGUCAAGAUAAAGAUAACUGUUCUUUACCCAUUCCACUCAAUAAGAUUUCAAAAAUAUUUGGACCCUUCAGGGUCAAACAUUAAAUUAAAUAACGAUCGUUCUUCAAUUAAAUCUAAUACUAUUGCUGCUCAUAAAUCAUCUGAAACUCCAAUAGUGAUUAUUGAUGAUGAUACAGAAAGUAAUCCAGAUGACAAGGAAAAGCAACCUAAUCGCAAAGAUAAUAAAAAA